GUAUUUUUCCGCGUUUAAUGAAUGUGAAGGUCAUAUGGAUGAUUUGGAUCUACCAAAAGAUGCAAAAUACAAAAGCUUUGUUGCACAAGUUGACAAGUCCCUCAAAAGUUUUGAAUACUCUACGGAAUGGGCUGACCUUAUAUCUGCUCUAGGACGGCUGAUUAAAGUCAUUCAGUCAAAUACAAAAUGUGGUUACGUUCCUCGAAGUUUUGUUAUUGGUAAACGUCUCGCCCAAUGUCUUCAUCCUGCUCUACCGGCUGGUGUUCAUUGCAAAGCGUUAGAAUGUUACGACGUAAUUUUCCGCACUAUUGGACCUGAACGUGUCGCCUAUGAUUUGUAUGUUUAUGGUCCAGGCUUGUUUGCGCUACUCGAGCCAUCUGCUAUGACGGUUAAGUCACCGCUGUUUGAUAUUUAUGAAGAACACUUGCUUCCUCUUGGGAAAUUGCUUCAUCCAUCAUUUUUAGGACUAUUAAAGGGCUUACUACCGGGUUUGGAACCAGGCGCGGAAUUCUCUGAACGUGGAAAUCGAAUGUUAGAAAUGUUCAGUUCCUCUGUGGGAUCUGCAUUCUUUUAUACGUGUUUGUGGGAGCUUCUAAUUCGAUGUCCAUCUAUACGACAAUAUGGAAUUUCAUUUAUACUCAAUCAUUUAAACAAACGUAAAUCAUUAGAUAGUCAAAGUUAUAUUUAUGGUUUAGAUAAAAAUAUUCUUGUAGAGAGUUUAUGUUGUCUAUUCGGUGACAGUGUUCUACUAGUACAACGUGAUGCCCUUGAUUUUAUUCUGUUAGCAUUACCAAUACAUUUUUAUUCGAAAACAACAGAGCGUAAUCCAUUUCAGUUUAUCACCAACAAAUCGUUAACAGUGAAAGAUUUCGCUAUGUUAUGUACAGCUUCGUUGUCUAUUUUACUACGUCGUGAUGCAUCUUUGAAUCGUCGUUUAUUUAUUUGGCUUAAAGGUAGCCAGUCAGUUGAGGGAAUGGUUGUGGAUAGUUUAGAUAACCAAUCAAUGACAUGGGCAGACAUAGUCAUGGAUAAAAUGGAUGAUAAACAUGUAUUGGCAUUAAAUGAUAAAAAUGAAAAUAAUAGUCAACGUUAUUUUAAAUUAUACUCACAAAUAAUUCUUACAGAAGCUGUACGUCGUUUAAUCUAUAAUCCUACUUGUUUACCUAUACCAUGUCAAUUCAAUGAAAAUCAUUUGAAUUUCUCUGCGAAAUUCACAUUUGGAUCAGAUUUAUCUGCAUUAGUUAUAGAACGUAGCAUUUCCGAGCGUCCAUUUCGUGUUUUAGUCGGUCUAACUGAUCAUCCAGAUAUAGCGCAUGGACUUUUAGAUAAUUUAUUAUUAGAUAUAAUGUGGUAUACUUAUGAAGGUUAUUUAAAAUUACGUUGGCAAACUACAUGUUGUUUGAUGAAUUCAAACCAAAUCAAUAAAUCAUCACAUCGUGAUUCAACAUUAACUAUAUCAGAUUUAGUAAAUCGACCAAGUUUAUGUGAUAAACAAUUACCAAGUAAUAUGACAAAUCUAAUUAAAGAUUAUAUUUUAAUUCGUGAUAGUGCAAAACCAUCGAGUUUACGAAUAGAUAAUCAAGGUAGAAAUUUAGAAUAUAAUGGAACAACUUUAGUCGAUAGAGAAGAUUCAUUACCUUCAAAUGAUUCAAAUAUCAAUAAGAUUUCAAUACAACAUUCUAAUAAUCAUACAACUAUUACUACUACUAAUACUAAUACUACUAAUAAUAAUGUUGUUGAUGAAUUCUUACGUACAUCACAUUUAUUUUUCAGUAAUAUAAGUAGUGAAUUUUUAUGGAAAUUUAUUGAAAAUCAAUUUACCGAGUUAUUGAAUUUAUCAUCAACUAUAACAGUCAAUACAAUCGGAUCAAUGAAUAUACAUCCUAAUAAGAUUAUGUCAUCAUCAUUAUCAUCAUCCAUUGAAUAUGAUAAUUGGCAACAAUCAUCAUUGAAAUUAUCAUUAAUUCAAUGGUGUUCUAUAAUAAAUUUCUUUUUGAAUUGUUUACCAAUUGAUAUAUAUCCUAAUGUUCGUAGUCUAUAUCUUCCACAUUUAAUUAUUCAUUUAACUAAUUGUUUAGUUGAAAAACUUCGAGUUAAUUGUAACCUACAUUAUCAUGAUCAAUCUUUAUUAUCACAGGAAGGUAGUUUCUCAGAGUAUAAAUUAACAUCUUUAGAAUGGGCUAGUAUAAUCAAUUGUUUAGAUACCAUUGUACAUCAUAUACGUGAGUAUGCAGUGACAAUAUUUGAUCAGUUAUCGAGUCCAGUCAAUUUAAAACGUCAAGAGGAAUUAUUAUUAUCAAAUAACAGUAAUAAUAAUAAUAAUAAUAAUAAUAAUAAUAAUAAUAAUAAUAAUAAUAAUAAUAAUAAUAAUAGUAAUUGUGGUCAAUGUAAUGAAAUCAACAGUAAUGAUGGUAUUGCUGAUAGUCAGGAUAAUCAAAUUUCUGAAGAAUUAAUGAUGAUUGCUAAAGCAGUUGGUCAAUUUCGACGAUUUCUUGGCAUAUUCUGUAUUCAUGUCUUAAAUUUUUCACCAGUUAAAAUGAAUGAAUUUCUUCGAAAAAUUUGUGCGGAACAAUGUGAACAUGAUUCUAGUAUCAUUUCAAAUGAAGGAGAAAUAAACAAAGUGAAUGGUAAUAACAAUGAAGAUAUAAUUGACAAAGAAGGUGCUAAAGAAAAAUCUCAUGAAAAAUCUGUAUUGAAACAUAAUCAUCAAGUGUUAUUACCAUCGUCUUCAGUCAGUUGUAUAGAUCUUUUUGCACAAAUUUGCCGUCUUAUUGUGGAGAUGUCCAGUUUUCCAUUAUCUAUUAUGCAUCAAUUUAAAAAUUCAUCAAUGUCACCUAGAAUAAUUCCUACCAGUAAUUCUGAUCUUAGUAUUUUAGAUUUAUUCGGUGGUGAACUUAUACGUCAUGCUGAUACAGGCUCUUUAAAAAAGAACUUUACCACUGGUUCGCAGCAGCCUGUACUAAACAAUUAUCAUUGUUAUUUUCACUACAGUUUGGGUCGUUUCAUUCUACCACAAUGGCUUGUUUGUUUAUUGUAUGCAUCAUGUGAUCUAGAUAAUUUCAAUAUUAAGUCAAUUGCUUUGUAUACACUGAUUGAAUUAUUUCAUGCAGCUGUUUCUAUUCACGGUUGGAGUACAGAAUUGAAGUAUUAUUCUAAUGACAUCAAUACUACUACUACUACUACUACUACUACUACUACUACUAAUAAUAAUAAUAAUAAUAAUAAUAAUAAUAAUAAUAAUAAUAAUAAUAGUGCUGGACAGAUCCAUCCAGGAAACAAUAAUGAGAAUGGUGAUAAAGUACUUCCCAUAGAUGAUAAACAUGAAGGAAAUCGUGGAAUGCGUUUAGUAUUUCCUGUGCUAAGUGGAGAAUUGAUGUCAUAUCUUUCUCAAAAGACAAAUUUAUUCACGUACUUGGGUGUUUCAUUAUGGCGUUAUCUAUCACCAGAAUAUUCUACUUAUCAUGAUGAUGCAACAAGUUUACUUGUUCGUCUACAUCAAUUAGCUCCUCCAUUGCCAAAAUCUCUUGCUUGUCAAUUAACUCCCAGAAUAUCAGGAAUCACAUCUACUAUCAGUUCUUGUAUUGAAGGCUUCAUUCUUUCUCAAAUGCUUUCAUCUGAUUUAGAUAUUAAAAUAGAUGCACAUUCACGUUUUAUUUUACUGUGGCAUUUAUUGAGAUACUAUGGAUCACGUGUUCAAUCAAAUAUUCAUCCAUUGACAAACACUUCAACUAGUAAUUCAGUUCAUCAGUUUCCGGUUACUAAACGAUCAUUACAUUCUUCAGUUCAUGAUUCUUUUAGACUAAGUGGUGUAUCCAAUUUCAUAGCGGCUGUAUCAUGGAGGCGUGCAUUUCUUGGUUUGACUGGAGACAAUAAAGUUGGCAACAGUGAUUUAUCAUCUCCUGGUUUAGGUUUAUAUGAUAUUCCUUUCUAUAGAUGUACAUUACUCCUAUUGGAUAAUUUAGAUUAUGAUAAUCCAUUGGGUCCAAUAAGGUCAAUUGGUUUAACAAAUCUAUCACAAUUGAAUGUAAAUGUCAAUCAAAGACAAAUAAAUAAAAAUGAUCAUCAAAUUGAUCAUUCAAUUAAUUAUGGAAAUUCUAUACUAAGAGAACAAUCUAUUUUAUGGAUAGAGAAAGCUUUAAGAACUGGUCAAAUAGAUCGUUUGAUUAUACCAAUUUUAGCUAUAUUAUUACAUCCUGGAACAGCUAGAAUUAGUUUAAAAUCUCAUGUAUUAAAACAUUAUUGUCAACAGAUUAAAAUGUCAAAAUCUAAGAAAUUAUUGAAUGGUUCUUUUAAAUCAGUUGAUACAACAGACAUUGACUGUAAACCGCCUUCAUAUGAAGAAGUUGUUAAUAAAAUGAAUACAACUAGUAUUAAUUCUGAAUUUCCACAUAUUAACACUGUUCACACAGAAACACCAUUUAAUCUAAUGAAUUCAAUCCGUGAAAAGUUUCAACGAUUUCAUUCUACGACAGAAUUACUAAAUAAAACAGAAGUAACAAAUGAACUAAAUACUUCUAAACAACAAGCUGCUGAAGCUGUUCUCAACUCUGUCCUAUCGAUGCGUUUAAUGAAAGAUGAAAAGAAUCAUUCAUUGUUAGAUUAUGUAACAGAUUGGCAUCAUGGUUCUAGAACACUUUCAAUGUUACCUGUCAAUGAACAUUUGUUAGUUUAUCUACAAAAUUAUGAUUCCAACCAAGUGAUUUAUGCUUUCUCUCGUCUUCGAACAAUUCUAUCUAUAGCUCCUACUUUAUUUGUUCGUUCACUUGCAUCAUGUACAAUCAAUUCAAUGUUUAGUUUUAAUUUAUAUGGUUUAAAAUUUAUUGAACUUUUAUCAAGACAUCGUCGUUCUAUGGCUGGUUGUAAUUUUUUUUCUACUGUCAAUUCAGAAGAAUUAAGUCAAUCACAACAAAAUUAUACAAAUUUAUUGGAAUUAAUUAUUGAUUUAUGUUUACAAUAUAUGUGUAGUUAUUUACCUUUUAUUACAAUGAAAACAAUAUCAACUAUCAAUACUACUAUUGAUGAUGAUGAUGAGGAUGAGGAGGAGGAGGAUGAUCGCAAUUGUACUAAUUCAUCUAUGAAUAACAUGAAUAAAUGUUCCAUUAAAUUUGGUCAUCGUUUCGGUUAUUCUAAAAGUGAAUUUCGUGCUAAUCAAUAUGUACAGAAUACAGCUGCAGAGAUUUUAACAUUGAUUGUUGAACAAUUAGUAUUGAUACAAGAUGAAUGUUUUAAUCCGUCACUGAUGAACUCAGCUUUAAAGUCCAAUUCCAGUUUAUCCAAUGUUAAGAAUUCCUCUCCUGUUACACGUAUACCAGAAUUAUCCUCAGUAUAUUCAACUGGGUCUACAAAUUCAAACGUUGUUCCUCCCAAUACAAUUACAUUUUCAUCUAUGAUUCAACAAGCUAAUGGACGUCGUCUUGUACAAAAUACCUUACAUCAUACUUGUAUACCAUCUGUUGUUUUACAUUGUUUAGCCUCUUGUAUUACAAAAGUACAUUGGCCUAAAACGGAUAAAAACUGGUCGGAUUAUUCAACAUCAAAUGGAAUCAGAAAACUUCCAACAUGUUUACAAUUAAUACUUGUCAAUGAUCAAUUAUCAAAUUUGUCGAAUUCAUUUCAAACUACACAAUUACAAACCUUAUUAAAACUAUUCAAUGUUAUUCUUCAUUUAAAACCAUGGUAUGGUUAUUCUGAUCGUAUGUCUUUAAUGAAAUAUCAUUAUGUAUUACAACAAAAUUGUCAAACAUCAACAGAAUUAUGUAAUACUACUAAUACUACUACUAAUAAUAAUAGUAGUUUAUUAUGGCCAGUAUGUCCAAAUAUAUUACUAUUAGAUAAUGAAUUAACAAGUUAUGAUUUAUUAACUCAUUAUAUCACUGAUAUUUGGUCAAUCGCUUGUAAUCAAUUACCAAAUACAUUAAAUCAUCAAUCAUUAUUUCAUAUCAAUUGUAUAACAACAUUAUGUUGGUCAUCUAAUUCGAUUAAAACUUCUUCAUGUAUUGAAAAAGAUCAAUUGAAUUUAUUCAUUGAAUUAUUAUCGAUUGGAUUAUCAUCACCAUUAUCAUCAUCAUCAUCAUUAUCGAAUGAUAAUAAUACACCUAAUUAUUCAAGUUUUUUCUUAGCUCGUUUAGAUUUACAUCCAUUAUGGUAUUGUUUUAUAUUUAAAAGUUUAUCUUAUUGGGGUUGGUUUAUUGGAUCAUUAAUACGUGUUACUAUUAAACAAAUAUGUUCAAGUUUAAAUAAACUAUGUGAUCGUGUUUGUCAGAAUAUACAAACACGUUGUAAUAAUAAUAUUAGAAGAUCACGAUUAUCAAAUACAAAUGAAUGGGAGCUUUUACCACCAGACUAUACAUUAACUGUAUUAGCUUUAAUUCAAGGUAUUUGUCAUGCGUUCCUUCUGUCAGUUGGCAAUGCCUCUUUACCGCUUAUGUCAUCUCGAAAAGUGAAUUCAUUGCAACAAACUAGUGCAUCAUUACGUGGUGGUAAUCAACCAACUGUUAGUCAAUUAACUGGUCUCCCAGAUUCAAUAGAAGGUGCUUUGGAAAUUGCUGAAAUUCUUUAUCAUCACAAAUUGAAUCCACCAAAUCCAAGUGGACCUAUACCAGAAGUUAAUAAUACUGUACCAGCGUUUGAUCCUUUGUUCCCAUCGCCUCUAACAGAGAAUGUUGACCAUUGUUCAAAUACGAAUAAUCCAUCUGUGGACAAUGUUUCAAAUUUGGAACCAUCUGUCAUUUUAACUUCUGGAAUAGGAGAUGAUAAGCUGGAGACGACAGAAAUGUCAGUUCAUUCUCCAAGUUCUACUGUAAUAUUUUUGAAUCGUGCAAAAAAUUCUAAAAAUGUCAAUAUUAAAGAUGAUGUAUUAAAUCCUGAAUUGCAUCCUUUUGUUCAAGCUCAAUUGGAGGUAUUACGUUUAAUGCCUGAUAUUAUUUCAAGUAUAGCAUUCCUUUGGAAUACUGUUAAUCAAUCACCAUUUUGUCAAUUACAUAAAGGAAACUUCUACAAAUCUACUUGUACAAUGACUAGUCGUUAUCCAGAUAAAGAACAUUGGUCGUUGUUAAACUCACCUAUUCCUUCUGAAAGUUUAUCUUCAUUAAUUAGCCUUGGUUCAGCUACUCUUGUUCGUGGCGCUAUUCGUCGACUAUUAAAGCCUAUCGCAACACAACAUCCAGAUCUCUUAUUGGUAACAACCGCUGUAGCUUGGCCAAAUACAACUUUUGAUAUUGAAACUGGUGGUCUACUUGCUGGAUUCGAUUCACUAAUAAACUAUGGCCCAUUGGAUAUGCUUAUACCUAUAAGAACAAAAAGAGAUAAUGGUACUUCAGAAAUUUACUCCAUUCCAUUACAUCAUAAACAAUAUAGUUUAUUAGAUUUAAUUAGUGGUCAAACUUAUGAUGAUAAACAUUAUGGUUCUAUAUUAUCAUCUACAAUAUUAAUUAAUCAUUUACGUGAUAUUCUACGUCGUCCAUUGAAUAAUUCAUUUUUAUUACCAAUUAUUAAUACUAUUCAAUUACAAUAUAAUUUCACUUCAUUAUCAUCAUCAUUAAUGAAUUCAUAUUCACCAUUACAAGAAAUGAAUACAUCAUUAAUAACAAAUGGAUAUAAAUCAAAUACAAAUACUGGAGUAAAUUUAAUACGUUUACAAACGAAUUUAUUACAUUUAUUUUAUGCAUGGCUUAUUAUGAAACCAGAUUUUAUAUCAUCUGAUUUAUUAUUAAUAUUAAUACGUGAUUUAAUUAAUUUACCAACAAUAAUUAAUUAUAAUAAUAUAAAUUUAAUGAAUAUAACAACAACAACAACAUCAACAACAACAACCAGUACGACUAAUACUACUAAUACUAAUAGUAGUAGUAGUACUACAUUGGGUCUUUCACCAGCAGGAAUAUUCAUUCUUAUCAAAAUCUUCAGCAAACUUUUAGAAACAGCUAAUUUUAGCGAUGAUAAACGAGAACAAAAAGAGUUACAGGAAUUAUGUCAUCGAUUACUUGAAACGACAGCUUCUAUUGCUGCAUCUGCCUUGCAUCAACCAUCAUGGUUUCGUAAAACUUUACAAGUUCGUCAACUCGAUGGUGAUUUGACCAAUUCAUUUACAUAUUCCCAACCUUUAAAUUCGAUCGAUCUAACUGAUCGUACAUCGCUUUCAGGAUCAGAUGUUUUUGAAUCGAUUAAUAAAUCUGAUCGACUAGGAAAUGGAUCAUCAGAUUUAGCAAAUUCACAUUCUAUUGGACAACUUAACAAUGCAAGUGAUGUAUUGAAUGAUGUAGAGCAAUCUACUAUAAAAGAUUUAUAUGAUAAAUCAAUGUCAAUACCAUUGCCUUCAUCAUGUUAUUCAAAAUCACGGCAUUCAUCCGUGAAUUUGUUGUCAAAUGAAUUAACACGUAUCCGUAUGCGUAGCGAUGUGACAAUACAAGCUAUUGAGUUGUUAACAGAGAAUAUGGCUAUAUUUUUGGAUUUAGUGUAUAAAAGUGAUGAAAAAGAUCGUGUAACAACAUUUUUAAACAAUAUUUUGUGCAAUAUUUUUCCUUAUCUUCGUGUUCGAACAUUAAGUAAUUCAGAUCAUUUUACUGUAGCCAGUAAAUUAAUUGCAUCGAUUAGUAGUUAUCAAUAUACACGUAAAUCAUGGCGUCGUGAUGUUUUGGAUUUAUUUUAUGAAUCAGUAUUUUUUCAAAUGAGUCCAAUUGCUUUACAAAGUUGGAAUUUAAUCAUUGAUAAUUUAAUGACACAAGAUAAAAGUACAUUUAAAGAAGCAUUAGCUCGUCUUGUAUUCGCUCAACCGGGUGGUUUAAAUUUAUUUACUAGUAAAGAGAGUGAAUAUGAUCUACGUGCUGCCUGUUUGAAAAAAUUAUCUUAUCUAGUCUAUGCAAGUGAACCGGAUCAAUAUGCGAAAGCAAUGCCUGAUUUAUUAGAACGUCUUGCUGAAUGUCUACGUUUAGGUCAAGGUAUAAUUCCAGUGGUUCAUACUCAAGUGUUUUUAUUUGCUCGUGUCUUAAUAUCUCGUAUGUCAGCUAUACAAUUGAAUUCUUUAUGGCCUAUAGUUGUACCAGAAUUGUUCCUCACAUUCAAAUCUCUGUCUCAAGCAAUUCAAGAAUGCGUUUCUAAAAUUCAAUCAAGGAAAGCCAAACCUGAUGCCUCCACGUCGUCGUCAUCAUCAUCAUCAUUUCUGUCUACUUCACAAAUGAAUUUGUAUAUUAGUGCAUGUAAAUUGUUAGCUACAAGUUUAUUAUAUCCAGAAUAUAGACUGCCACAAUUUUCCUAUUAUCAAUGGGCAUUUGUCAAAGAUAUAACUUUUGAUAAUUUAACUAACCAAGAGGAAAUGACAAAUGUCGCCACAGUGAAUAACAAUCGAAGAAUAUCGUUUCUUCCGUUCAUUUCCGAUGUUCUAACACAAAUUGAAAAAUUACAAGAAAUUGACAUAUCGAAUGGUAUUGAUAUAACAUCUAUGGAAAAUUCAUCUACUUUAUAUCAAAGUUGUUUCAGUAUUUUGGCUUUAGAUAAACUUGUCAAUAUUUAUACAUUGAAACCAUUCUUUGAAAGUUUACAUAACAGUUCAAAUGUUGAUUCAUUACGAAAUUCAUUCAAUGAUAUCCCAGUACUUGAUGGCUUCCUUCUUGAACUAGCUAUAGAAGCAUCUUUAGCUCAAGACUUUCCUGAAACGAUUGCAUCUAGAUAAUAAUAAUAAUAAUAAUAAUAAUAAUAAUAUCCAUUUACAUCUUGAUUAUUAUGAUGAUCAUACUUAUUACACAGAUUUACACUACCUCUUAUCUAACCAAUGAAAAUUUAAGAAACAACUUUGAAUAUUUAUGUUACUUGGUCUAUUGAAAUCACAUAAUCGAACUUGUGCACCUAUUGUCUUUCUAACCUUCUCACUUUCUUUAUGGUUUCUCUCUUCGUUUUGUACACAAACAUUUAGGAAAUUUUAUUAUACAAUGUGUUGUUGUUUUUGUUUGUUUGCCCUGUUGAUUCAUCUAAACACAUUACGUAAUUGAAACCCAUCAUUAAGGCUGUGGCUUUCUCUAUUUCUCAUCUUAGUUGUCGAUUUUCUUUUCUCCAUCCUACUACUAUUACUAGUACCAAUACUACUACUAAUACUACUGCUACUACUACAACCACUCAUACUACUACUUUAUAAUAAAUUACCUAUAUAUAUGCUUGUAAGAUUGUUUCGUCCUUUUUAUAUCAUCACUUACUACAUGAUGAACAUUUGCUCUACUAUCAAUACAAUUGUAAUUGCUAUUGUAUUGCAACAUCAACUGGUUUGCUUCAUGUAACAGAAAGACACCAAUUUCCAAAGAAUACGAUAGAUACAAAGAUAUCAUCAUUCCUAAAUCAUCAAACAAAUGUGAUACAUAAAAGAUCCUAAUUCUUUCCAUUCAACAUUAUUGUUUCAUUUCAAUGUUUAUGUAUUUGUUUUUAUGUGAAUAUAUUAUUAAAGUAUAUGA
This is a messenger RNA of Schistosoma bovis, 10433 nucleotides long. The record is from the annotation of a GenBank genome assembly. NCBI's taxonomy places the organism in Eukaryota, Metazoa, Platyhelminthes, Trematoda, Strigeidida, Schistosomatidae.